AACAGUAAACAUAGAAGAAGUAGCGCCCCCAGUGGCGAGCUUUGGCUCGAGUAAAGCAUGCCGUGGAUGAGUGGAUCUUACGUUUAAGUGUAAAUGUCUACAAUUUCAGUCUUUUAAUCCGCAGACGCUUCACUAUCUGAAUGUUGGUCCUCAUUUAAAAAUAUGUGGGUUUAAUUCGGCUUCUUUUUAUGGUUUGCCAGCUGUUCGAAUCCACUUGCUUAGCUUUUGUAGCGGGUUUAGCUAACAAAGCUAAAGUGACACGUUUGUGUGUCGGUUUACUUGCUCGGAUAGUCGAACUGCAGUCCAUCUGAAGUCACAUUAUGGGGAUUUUGGAGAAAAUCUCUGAAAUUGAGAAAGAAAUUUCUCGGACGCAGAAAAACAAAGCCACUGAGUACCAUCUGGGCUUAUUGAAAGCCAAGUUAGCCAAAUACAGAGCUCAGCUUUUGGAACCUUCCAAGUCAGCGGGGGCCAAAGGAGAAGGUUUCGAUGUUAUGAAAUCUGGAGAUGCGCGCGUUGCUCUUAUCGGUUUCCCCUCUGUGGGUAAGUCCACCUUCCUCAGCUUGAUGACCUCAACAGCCAGCGAAGCCGCCUCCUACGAGUUCACCACCCUCACCUGCAUACCAGGAGUCAUUGAGUACAAAGGGGCCAACAUCCAGUUGCUGGAUUUGCCAGGAAUCAUCGAAGGUGCCGCUCAAGGGAAGGGUAGAGGUCGUCAGGUCAUUGCCGUCGCCAGGACAGCAGACGUGGUCAUCAUGAUGCUGGAUGCCACCAAAGGUGAUGUCCAAAGAGAACUUUUAGAAAAAGAGCUGGAGUCAGUGGGCAUCAGGCUGAACAGACUCAAACCCAAUAUAUAUUUCAAGCAAAAGAAAGGCGGUGGCCUCUCGUACAACUCCACAGUUCCUCUCACACACUGCUCCGAGAAGCUGGUUCAGCUCAUCCUUCAUGAAUACAAAAUCUUUAACGCAGAAGUCCUCUUCAGGGAGGACAGCACGCCCGACGAGUUCAUCGACGUCAUCGUCGGCAACAGAGUAUACAUGCCUUGUCUAUACGUGUACAAUAAGGUGGACCAAAUCUCCAUCGAGGAGGUGGACCGCCUGGCUCGCAGACCUCACAGUGUCGUCAUCAGUUGCGGCAUGAAGCUCAACUUGGAUUAUCUUCUAGAGACGCUUUGGGAAUACCUGGCUUUGAUUUGUAUUUUUACCAAAAAAAGAGGAGAGCGUCCAGACUUCAGCGAUGCCAUCAUCAUGAGAAGAGGAGCCAGCGUGGAACACGUGUGUCAUCGGAUCCACCGGACCUUAGCGAGCCAGUUCAAGUACGCUCUGGUUUGGGGCACCAGCACUAAGUACAGUCCACAGAGGGUGGGCCUGACCCACAUCAUGGAGCACGAGGACGUCAUCCAGAUCGUCAAGAAGUAAAACCAGCUUCAGUCGUUUUGGAGGCGCGACGGGAGGUGUUUCCAAAUUGGCUGGGGGGGGAAAAAAAAAAAAAAAAAAAAAGAAA
Doryrhamphus excisus (bluestripe pipefish) is the source of this 1500-nucleotide messenger RNA. It is a transcript of the gene drg2, whose product is annotated as developmentally regulated GTP binding protein 2. The record is from RefSeq and is a predicted model, not a curated record. Lineage: Eukaryota; Metazoa; Chordata; Actinopteri; Syngnathiformes; Syngnathidae. Gene Ontology annotation, molecular function: GTP binding; GTPase activity.